Molecule: messenger RNA, 861 nt
Organism: Brassica oleracea var. oleracea
Lineage: Eukaryota; Viridiplantae; Streptophyta; Magnoliopsida; Brassicales; Brassicaceae
Product: phosphatidylinositol 4-kinase gamma 3-like
Exons: 2
Coding region: 1-666 (221 amino acids)
Source: RefSeq, a predicted model, not a curated record
AUGGUCAAAUGCUUGCACAAAGAUUUCAACCAUCCCAAUGGUUAUAGUUUCUCUCAAGAGAACGCAAAGAUUGGUUCGUUGCAGAUGUUUGUGAGUAACGUUGGAACUUGUGAAGAUAUGGGAUACGGAGUCUUCCCUGUUGAUCAGGUUCACAAGAUCUCGGUUCUAGACAUUAGGCUGGCUAAUGCAGAUCGUCACGGUGGUAACAUUUUGGUUAGCCGAGAUGGAAAUGAUGGUCAGAUCGUGCUUACUCCCAUCGACCACGGCUAUUGCUUUCCAAAUAAGUUUGAAGACUGCACAUUCGAGUGGCUAUACUGGCCUCAAGCAAAAGAGCCAUACACUUCAGAGACAUUGGAAUACAUCAAAACCUUGGACGCUGAGAAAGACAUUGAACUUCUGAAAUCCCACGGUUGGGAGAUUCCGCCUUCAUGCGCCCGUGUCUUCCGCAUCUCGACCAUGCUUCUCAAGAAAGGUGCUGAAAAGGGUCUCACGCCUUUUGCCAUCGGAAGCAUUAUGUGCAGAGAAACACUCGAGAAAGAAUCUGUGAUCGAACAAAUCAUCUAUGAGGCUGAAGCAAUAUGGUCCCCAGAGACAACAGAAGAGGAGUUUACCAGCACCGUCUCUGAUAUUAUGGAUCGCUACCUCGACCAGUGUUCUCUGAACUGAACGCAGAUGUAUAUCCCUGUCCAUAACAAGUAAUAAGUGUAUCAAUGUCUUUGAACUCAACCUUGGCCUUUGGAAACAUUGGUUGGGUUUAUAGAGUGGUCAUGCUUCUGUGUCUUGGGUUCAAUAAGGUUCAUGUGUUGCUCAUUUCAGCUAUGGAUGAUGAACAAGCUCAUUUACAUAUAUACUAAUAUUAUG